GCAGAAGCUCUCCAUCUAAUCAAUAGUAAUCUUUACGGAUGAAAUGUGUGUCACGUUUAACGCUGGAUGAUGAGCUUCGAGGCGCUGCGAUGCGGGGUUCAGUUCACCCCUCCAUCGAUCAUCCUCAUCUACCAACACAAGGACACUAAACGUGUGAGGAAGAGAGUCAUGCCCGUAAGAAACUUCUCCAAAUACUCGGACUACAGCAUGGCUGCGGAGAGGCUGAAGAACCACCCUCGGCACAGGGACUACCUGCGCGGCGUGACCCAGGGCCAGCUGGAGAAGCUCCACGUCAUCCUGCGGGACCACAUGGAGGGCCUGGGCCUGGAGCACAGCCUGGCCUCCUUCCACCUGGACCCAGAAGAAGACCUGAACAAGCUGGACGACGACGGACUGGCCCGCAAGAAGGGCCAGAUGGACGGGCUGUUCCAGAGGAACCGGCGGCGCGAGAGCGAUCCCGACUUUGUCUACGACGUGGAGAAGGAAUUCGGGAAGAGCGGCCUGGAGAAGUGCAGCUGGGACGAGGAGUCAGACGACGGGUUUUAAAAAACAUUUGGGAGCCGACUUCAGCGAUUCGUUUACCAUCAAUUCAGAACUUUAGAUACUAGAAACAAUUCAACGUAUCUGCAGACUAAAGACAUCGAGCUGAAUCAGGUUUAACUACUGAUGAACAUUACAUCUGCUGCUCCACGGAUGUAAUGUGAGUUAAAUCCUCUCAGUGAGUUAAACACCAGCAGAAAGAAGAAACUACAGAAAGAUUCCUAAAUAACAGCAACAAUAAAAGACUAAGAGCAUUAAGGCCAUUCAUUUAAAAUCCCAAUGAAUGAAGUCAGGCAGGAAUAAUAGUGG
Pungitius pungitius (ninespine stickleback) is the source of this 849-nucleotide messenger RNA. It is a transcript of the gene cep19, whose product is annotated as centrosomal protein 19. Gene Ontology annotation, cellular component: spindle pole; centrosome; ciliary basal body. Bases 67 to 546 code for a protein of 159 amino acids. Gene Ontology annotation, biological process: trans-Golgi to periciliary membrane compartment transport; microtubule anchoring at centrosome. The transcript is spliced from 2 exons. NCBI's taxonomy places the organism in Eukaryota, Metazoa, Chordata, Actinopteri, Perciformes, Gasterosteidae. The record is from RefSeq and is a predicted model, not a curated record.